Octopus sinensis (East Asian common octopus) is the source of this 1072-nucleotide messenger RNA. Its product is annotated as SPRY domain-containing protein 3-like. The transcript has 2 exons. NCBI's taxonomy places the organism in Eukaryota, Metazoa, Mollusca, Cephalopoda, Octopoda, Octopodidae. Bases 178 to 477 code for a protein of 99 amino acids. The record is from RefSeq and is a predicted model, not a curated record.
GAUUAAAUUUGGUAGGUGGAAGUUUCCAUCAUGUUUGUACAUGUGUGUGUAUAAGUGCUUGUGCCUCCUAACAGAGGGGAGGGAUAUCAUACAAAAUGAAACAGAAAGUGAGGUGAUGCAUUAAAAAAUGCAAGUUAUGAAUUUAAUUUACUGAUUGGUUUAAUUUCAGGUGACCGAAUGGGCUGUGGUAUUUCAUUUCCUCGGGAUUACACUGUGGACCUAUACAGUCAGGGCUCUGUAUCAAACUCUCCUGAAGAUGUCACAGAUUUGGCUGAUUUCAGUGAUAGUAGUUCUGAAGACAACGAGAUAUGGGAAAAACAACAUUCAGAAACUUGUGUUCGGGUCUUCUUCACCAGAAACGGUCGUACAAUUGGCAGUCGGGAAAUGAAAAUUUCAAAGGAUGGUCUCUAUCCAACUAUUGGCAUGUUGAGCAGUGAUGAAAAAGUAAAAGUGGACUUACGGCCAUUAACUGGCUAAUUAAAAGAAGAAAAGUGUGUGUGAGCGAGCGAGUGAGUGUGUGUGAGUGUACAUGCGUAUGCAUGUGUGUGUAUGCUUGUGUCUCUCUCUCAUGUAUAUGUGUGUGUGUGUAUGUACACAGACACACAAAUAUACAUGACAACAGUGGAAGGAGUAAGAUUUUUUCACAGAUGUUUCGACUGAGAUUUGCAUUGGUGCUUAUGAAUAGUUUUCAUGAGUGGACAGCACAAAACUCAAAAUAAACAACUAUGAAAAUUCCAGAGUUCUCACUGUCAUUAUAACUAUAAUUAACUGUACAGUAUGUAUUGCAUUCUUUUCUCUUUGAUUUCUUUUAACAAAUGCAUAUCUGUAUGUGUGUGUGUGUGUGUGUGUGAACAAUAUUUAUAUAUUGAAUUAGUGCUUAAGCACUAAAAUAUAUCUACUGAAUUUAAGAGCUUACUUAUUAAUAUGUUGCCAAACUCCAAUAUAAUAUUAUUAUAAUAUAAUAUAAUAUUAUUACAAUGUAAUAAUCAUAAAUGGAAUGAGUUUGCAAAUAUAUUGAGUAAAAGGAAUGUUCAGAGCAACAUAUUUAGAAUAAUAAAAAGUAAAGAUUUUA